CUCCAUGUAGCGAAGUCCAACUUACUUCGCCCUACAUCUCUUUCCGAUAUUCAGUUACGCAUCAGAUUCCAAAUAUGGCAGAUGAGCUCUCCGAUGUCAAACCCGGUGAUGUGACAUUCCUCCAGAAACUGAAAGAAUCUGAGAAUUCUGUUGUCUUCAAGGUUGCUGUCCAUGGAAAAAUAUGUGUUAUGAAAGUGUAUCAUACUAGAUGCCGUACAGAUUGCGACCCUACUGAUUACGAAAUUGAUCUCUUCAUCUGUGAAUCUACUGCUUAUCGACGGCUGAAAGCAAAGGGGCUGUGUAAGCGAGGGGUUAUUCCUGACUUCUACGGAACAAUCACAAAUAUACAACCGAAUUCCUGGCCAGACUUGCAUAUGUUUGUUGGCGAUAAGCUACCUCCUAAUGCCGUCCUGAUCGAAUAUGUCGCAAACAUGCAACAAAUUAGUUUGGACAAUUUUUCAGAACUUCGCCUGGAGAAACUGCGUCGUAUCCUUGAUGAGAUUCAUCAGGCUAAGGUUCUCCAUGGCGACCCGAAGCCAAGGAAUAUGAUGGUAGUAUCGGGAGAGCAAGAGCAAGAUCGAGUUCUUUGGGUUGAUUUUGACUCUGCUCAAACAUUUCCAGAAGAAGAGCCUCUUUCCCCAAAACAGGAACUGUGGUUCAGGGAGGAAGUUGAGAUGAUAGAAUAUUUUAACGAAGCUCUAGCUCAAGAUUUCAAGGAGGGUAAACUUGAUCGCGCAUAUUCUUAUUAUUAUGAGUGGUACGUUAAAUAGGCUUACUCGAGCACUCUAGCUAGAAGACUUAAUCGAGCAUUUUAGAGACUCGAGAAUAUGUAUAUAUUUUCGAUACAGACGAG
Molecule: messenger RNA, 853 nt
Organism: Paecilomyces variotii
Lineage: Eukaryota; Fungi; Ascomycota; Eurotiomycetes; Eurotiales; Thermoascaceae
Exons: 3
Coding region: 75-770 (231 amino acids)
Biological process (GO): protein phosphorylation
Molecular function (GO): protein kinase activity; ATP binding
Source: RefSeq, a predicted model, not a curated record